AUGUUCGGGAACGCAGACGAUUCUUUGAUCUUGGGCAGCGUUUUUGCCGGCUCCUCAUCGUCAAUCACCACAUCGUCUUUUUUUACCUCGGACUCUUCAAGUAACAUGGAUCGCACACGCUGUCUUUGCGGAGGAGCCUGCACUACCGGGCUCCGGCCCUGGUACCGCUCGCUAACGGGGGUUUCGUACACUGACGACCCCAGAGUGUCUGUACGCAGCGGUCUGACAGUGUCCUGGGUGUUUUGGCGAACAAACUCCUGUCUAAACUGGUCAGCCUCCGAAUCCGAGUACGUUUCAGAUCUCUCCUCGGUCUGGCGUGUUGAAAGCGAUCCAGAAGACGAAACAGACCGCUCCGAGUUGCUGUCAGAAAGCUGGUCGUCGUGCUGCUGCCACGAGAACCGGUCGUCCUGCGACGAGUACGACGCUGUCUCGGCCUUGUCUUGCGCUACCGACACGCUGUCGGAGGUGUUGUCAAAAGAGGUGUCGUUGGCGUCGCGCGAGUCAAAGUCUGUUUCCUUCGUGGCGUCCGCGUCGUCUUCGAACUCGCCCAUGAACUCUUCUCUGUACUCGGGCAGUCUUCCCGGCUCCGACUCCGUGUCAAGUCCGUUUGCAAAGUCGUCGAUCGACCGCGAAAUCUCAUCCACGCAGUUCACCGGAGCCGCAACAGCCUGUUCCUGUUCCUGUUCCUGUUGGUGUUCGCUGCUGCUGAGGUUCUCGUCUGCCAAGCCCGGCUGCUCAUCUGCCAACCUGAGGUCCUUUAAUUGA
This is a messenger RNA of Ogataea philodendri, 765 nucleotides long. RefSeq lists its product as uncharacterized. Bases 1 to 765 code for a protein of 254 amino acids. NCBI's taxonomy places the organism in Eukaryota, Fungi, Ascomycota, Pichiomycetes, Pichiales, Pichiaceae. The transcript has a single exon. The record is from RefSeq and is a predicted model, not a curated record.